Vespa crabro (European hornet) is the source of this 1516-nucleotide messenger RNA. RefSeq names its product enoyl-CoA delta isomerase 1, mitochondrial-like. The transcript is spliced from 7 exons. Gene Ontology annotation, molecular function: enoyl-CoA hydratase activity. Bases 505 to 1347 code for a protein of 280 amino acids. The record is from RefSeq and is a predicted model, not a curated record. Gene Ontology annotation, biological process: fatty acid beta-oxidation. Gene Ontology annotation, cellular component: mitochondrion. NCBI's taxonomy places the organism in Eukaryota, Metazoa, Arthropoda, Insecta, Hymenoptera, Vespidae.
UAUAUAUAUAUAUAUAUAUCAUGUUGAGGUCAUGUGAGAAUCAUAAAAGCACAGUUAUGUGUGCGUAUACAUAUGUCACAUAUUAUUGCACAUGCAUGUGUAUACGCAUAUAUAUCAUGCAUAUAUAGUAGUACGUAGUUUUACAUAUUAUAUUCAUCGUACGUGUAGAAGUCGCAUUCCAACGUCUAAGUUUUUAAAGAAAUAAAUAAAUUACUUUGGUCAGAAAUGUGCUAUUAUUUCAUAGUAAGCUUAACGAUUCCAUUUUAACUCUUUUAUUUUUAUUCUUGAUAUAUACAUUAACAAUGUUAAUAAUUUUUAUUUUUAUUCAUUUCUGCAUUCACUUUUAAAAUGAUUCAUAAAAUAAUAUGCUAGUUUUUCUGUUUCAGGCGAUAUACAUGUAUUUUUGUUUUUGAUUUUUUUUUCUUAUCAGAGAGAAAGUACGUAAGUAAAGUAUAGUAUAAUACUACAGUGAUUCAGAGAAGAAAAUUGUUGAUUGUUAGCAGAAUGUUGGCCCUUGGAAGAUUUUUUAUCAAACAACGAUUUAUCAGAAAUUAUGCAUCUGGAAAGAAACUAUUAGAAAUUGCAGAAGAUCAAAAUACAGGAAUACAUAUAAUAUCUAUGGCACGACCUCCAGUUAAUAGCUUAAACCUGGAGUUAUUAGAAGAAUUGAAAACAUCUUUGAUAGAAGCCCAGAAAAGCAAUUGUAAAGGCAUUGUUCUGACUUCAUCACUACCAACAGUUUUCUCAGCAGGCUUAGACAUUAUGGAAUUUUAUAAGCCAGAUAUUGAGAGAUUGACUGCUUAUUGGCGUACUUUGCAAGAUACAUGGAUGACUUUAUAUGGUUUAGAAAUACCAAUUGCUGCUGCAAUUAAUGGUGCUAGUCCUGCCGGUGGAUGUUUAUUAGCCAUUUCUUGUGAAUACAGAGUUUUUGUUGAUGGGAAACAUACCAUAGGAUUAAAUGAGACACAAUUAGGUAUUAUAGCUCCACAGUGGUUUAUAGAUCUAUUUGUUAAUACCAUUGGUUAUAGACAUGCCGAAUUAGCUUUGUUGAGGGGCACACUUUUUUAUCCUAAUGAAGCAUUAAAUAUUGGACUUGUAGAUGAAUUGGUAAAUGACAAAGCAGAAGCCAUUAAAAAAUGCCAAAAGUAUAUAUCUUCUUAUGACAAAAUACUUAAACAAGCUAGAAAUAUAACAAAGUUAAAACUUCGUGAAAAGUUAAUUUCCUGGCUACAAGAACAUCGAGAGAUUGAAUUAAAUAAUAUUAAACAAUUUAUUCAAUUAGCAAAUAUUCAAAAAAGUCUUCAUGCAUACAUUGAAACAUUGAAACAAAAACAAAAACAAAAUUAAAUAUUUUUUAUGUUAUUAUGCAACAUUUAUUAUAAUUCGAUAAAAUAAUAUUUAUAUAUUAUAUAUAAAUGAUAUUAAAACAUGAUAUUAUUAAGAAUCUUUUAUUAUAAAUAUAAAUAUUUAUAAUAAAUAUAAGUAUUUUCUACUUGAACAUACUGUUUGAAUGAAA